CAGCAGGGGGCGGAGACUGAGUGACAGCAGCAGCAGCAGGCACAUAAGGGUGCAGUUGUGCAACAUGGUGGAUCCUUCUUCUCUGCCCUGAUACCCCACUUUUCCCUCCUGCAGCCCUGGGGAGCAGCCUGAGUCUGAGUGAGGAGCCUAAGGGAAUGGCUGGCAGCCAUGGUUCUAUAGUGUGCGCUCCCUGACAAUGACAUUGCUGCCCGAGAGAAAGUCCUUGUGGAACUGAGCGUGUAGUUCAUGGGACCUGGCAGGUGUUACAGGAGGACAUUACAACAAAAUUGGGCCCUAUUGGAUACUUUCGUUUGUAGUUAGUGCCAAGCUGACCCCAUCAUGCCGACAAAUCCAGUCAUCCAAGCUGCUAUUGACCUGACUGCAGGGGCUGCCGGUGGGACGGCAUGCGUGUUAACGGGUCAGCCCUUUGACACAGCCAAGGUGAAAAUGCAGACUUUCCCCACCAUGUACAGGGGGCUCAUGGACUGUGCUGUGAAGACUUACAGACAAAUGGGCCUCAGGGGGUUCUACAGAGGAACCAGCCCAGCGCUUCUGGCAAAUAUAGCUGAGAAUUCAGUACUUUUCAUGAGCUACGGCUUUUGCCAGAAAGUUGUUCGGCAAAUAGUUGGCUUGGACAAGAACGCAGAAUUAAGUGAUGUGCAGAAUGCAGCUUCUGGCUCAGUGGCGUCUAUUUUCGCUGCCCUCGUCCUUUGUCCCACAGAGCUAGUGAAGUGCCGCCUGCAAGCCAUGCAUGAGCUGCAAGUAUCUGGCAAGAUCCUACAAGGGCAGAAUACAGUGUGGUCUGUGGUGAAAGGGAUUGUGCAGCGUGAGGGUCCCUUGGCUUUCUAUAAUGGCCUGACAAGCACUAUAUGCAGAGAGAUGCCUGGCUAUUUCCUAUUCUUUGGGGGGUAUGAGGCCAGCAGAUCCUUCUUUGCUUCUGGUGGAAAAUCAAAGGAUGAACUAGGUCCAAUGGCUCUGAUAGUGAGCGGGGGUUUCGGAGGAAUUGCCCUGUGGCUGGCAGUGUACCCCAUAGACUGUGUCAAAUCCAGGAUCCAGGUGCUCUCCAUUUCUGGGAAACAAGCUGGAUUCAUGAAAACCUUUUUGCAUAUUGUGAAAAAUGAAGGAGUAUUGGCGUUAUAUUCUGGCCUGAAACCAACUCUAAUUCGUGCAUUUCCAGCCAAUGGUGCUCUCUUUCUUGCCUAUGAAUACAGCAGGAGGCUCAUGAUGAACCAACUGGAUUGCUGUUGACAUUCCCUCCCUUUUAUAUGUUUCUCAGGAUUGCACACAGAACAAUGGUUUUUAUGUCAUUUCACAAGCAGUAUAUCAGAAAGGACCUGUUUGUCCUAAGUUAAAGAAAGAGAAUAUUUUUAAAAGAAUGCGUGGUUCGUCUGUUUUAAUAAUGAUUUCUCGCCAUGUUUGUGUUAUUGUGAGACAAGGUGUGUGCGUACUCCAUGGAUUCAGACAUACAGUCAAAUAUCCAGAAGCUUGAAUGGCUGAGAUCACUACAGAAGAUAUAAACAAAGGAGGGCAGCCAGGGGCCCACAAGCUGUCUUUUAGAUACAAGCUUUGCCUUAUCUAAUCAUUGUGCCUAAGCUUUAAAAGAAGAGAGGCAAGAGGUUUCCUACAGCCUGUGACUGACAUGAUAUAAUGAGUGAUAUGAGAGAUCAUAAACUCAAGAUAUAUACAAUGUGUCCAAUGUAUUCUCAUACAGAUAUUGCUCCAGAGUGUCCAUGCAAAGGAAGUUGGCUUCAGAAUGUUAAAGGGCUAUACAGCAUAUCAGCAUCUUCUGCCCUUCCAAGUGAAUUCACAACAAAAGUGAUCAGCUACCAGGCCUACCAGAGACCCAGAGAACGUCCCUUUGUGCCAGAAUCUGGGACAAUACUUUCAGCACUUUGUUAUUUCCACCAUAAGCCUAUAUAACCUCUAUAUCAUGGGGAACUGUCCCUAUCUAGUUAAUUAAUCUAAUAUUGUGAGAGUGGGCCCUUUACAGGUUCUGUAGAAGGCCCAAUCCGACACCGAGCCCACACAAAGAAUUGUACCAUACUUGGUACUUGCCUAUUACACAGCCCAGUUUUUAAAGUCUGCUAAGAAUAGUUUACUUUGUGAUAACAAUCUUCAGAUAGAUUAAUCUUAGCUCUGGUUUUUACCAUUUUAUGAUUAAAAGGGUGUAAUGAUAUAGGAAACAUGAGGGAUAAGUGUGGGAUAUUUUAAUUGGGUUAUAGUCUGUUGUACACAACUUGCCCUUUAACCCUUGUUGUCCUGAUAUAUUGAACAUAAUUGUUUCUCUAUUGUAAGAUAUCAGUGUUAUAUAUUAGUAGAAAAAUGCCAUAUGCCACUUUGAUAUGGUCACCAAGCACUACAUUCGAGGGUGCUUUCAGGAACUAAAGGGGUUUGCUGGGACCCUAAGAAAAACGAGUAGCACAACUUUUUAACAAUGACUUUGUUAGUAAGGGGAAAGAGUUGGAUAGUAAUGGCAAACGAAUAGUAAGGGGAAACAGUUGGAUAGUAAGAGGAAAUAGUUGGUUAGUAAGGGGAAACAGUUGGUUAAUAAGGGAAAACAGUUGGUUAGUAAGGGGAAAUAGUUGGUUAGUAAGGGGAACAGUUGGAUAGUAAAGGUAAACAGUUGGUUAGUAAGGGGAAAUAGUUGGUUAGUAAGGGGAACAGUUGGAUAGUAAAGGUAAACAGUUGGUUAGUAAGGUAAACAGUUGAUUAGUAAGGGGAAAUAGUUGGUUAGUAAGGGGAAACAGUUGGUUAGUAAGGGGAACAGUUGGAUAGUAAAGGUAAACAGUUGGUUAGUAAGGUAAACAGUUGAUUAGUAAGGGGAAAUAGUUGGUUAGUAAGGGGAAACAGUUGGAUAGUAAAGGUAAACAGCUGGUUAGUAUAGGGAAACAGUUGAUUAGUAAGGGGAAACAGUUGAUUAGUAAGGGGAAACAGUUGAGCAGUUUUCCCUGUGCAAUCAGCAAGGCUGCCUUGUCUUCAAGCACACAUUGAAUAUGGUAUUAGAAAUUUCAUAAAAUUUUAUUUUAGAAA
Molecule: messenger RNA, 3030 nt
Organism: Xenopus tropicalis (tropical clawed frog)
Lineage: Eukaryota; Metazoa; Chordata; Amphibia; Anura; Pipidae
Gene: slc25a15.2
Product: solute carrier family 25 member 15, gene 2
Exons: 8
Coding region: 340-1248 (302 amino acids)
Cellular component (GO): membrane; mitochondrial membrane
Source: RefSeq, a predicted model, not a curated record